Molecule: messenger RNA, 2742 nt
Organism: Lepus europaeus (European hare)
Lineage: Eukaryota; Metazoa; Chordata; Mammalia; Lagomorpha; Leporidae
Gene: MINAR1
Product: membrane integral NOTCH2 associated receptor 1
Exons: 3
Coding region: 1-2742 (913 amino acids)
Biological process (GO): negative regulation of cell population proliferation; negative regulation of TOR signaling
Cellular component (GO): plasma membrane
Source: RefSeq, a predicted model, not a curated record
AUGGAGGCCAAUCAGGAGACUUCUCUCUUCCUGAUGAAGGUCUUGGAGGAGCUGGACAGCAAGCAGAACACGGUUUCCUAUCAGGACCUGUGCAAGUCCCUGUGCGCCCGGUUCGACCUGACGCAGCUGGCCAAGCUGAGAAGCGUUUUGUUCUACACGGCUUGCCUUGACCCCAAUUUCCCAGCCACGCUCUUCAAGGACAAGAUGAAGUGCAACGUGAACAACCAGCAGUCGAAGAAGAUCAUGGUGGCGGCCGACAUCGUGACGAUAUUCAACCUCAUCCAGAUGAAUGGCGGUGUGGCCAAGGAGAAGCUGCCCGGCGGCCGCCAGAAGGUACGCAGGAAGGAGGCUUCGUUUGAGUCGUGCCGGUCGGACGUGGAGAUGUGCACAGCGGCCGAGUGUGAGUCGCUCAACUGCGAGCUGAGUGACAGGCCUUUCAGCCGGGGCUACCCCUCCAGGCAGUCCUCCAAGGGCCGCAAGAUGGAGUGCAAGGACUGCCCGCAGUUCGUCCCCGCCUCCGAGCCGAACUUCCUGCUGGGCGUGGGCAAAGAGGGGAAGCACCGGGCGGCCUCGCUGGACAGGCUGCAGGCCCUGGCCCCCUACUCCGUGGCCAGCCCGCGGCCCUGUGAGAUGCAGAGGACCUACUUCCCCAUGGACAUCGAGAACGAGUCCAUCUCCGACCAGGACUCGCUGUCCAUCGGCCAAGGCAUCAAGGACGCCUUCGUCUCCGGUGAGGAGCCCUUCGUGGUCCCGUCCUGUGUCCAGAAGAGGAACAUCUUCAAAGAGGACUUUCACAACCUCAUGCCCGUCUCCCCCAGUCUGGUGGGCCCUGCCAGCAAAGCGGAGGGGGAGUGUGGGGAACCCCCGGGGCGGAAGGAGCCCCACAAACCACUCUUCUUCAACCACAGCUUCGAGAUGCCCUACAACAGCCAGUACCUGAAUCCCGGCUAUUCCCCCGUGCCCGACAAACGGCGGGUCAAGCACGAGAGCCUGGAUGAUCUACAAGCCUCUACGUACUUUGGACCCACGCCAGUGCUGGGGACCCAGGAGGCCAGGCGCUGCCCGGGGCGGCCCAGCAAGCAGACCCCGUGGCCAGCCAAAAGCUGGAGCCUGAACACGGAGGAAGUCCCUGAUUUCGAGCGGUCCUUUUUCACCCGGAAUCCGUCCGGGGAGAAGCUGUGCUAUCAGAAUUCAAGCAGCCCGGCGCCCGGUUUCCCAGCCCCAGACAGACGCCCGGCUUAUCUGGCGCCCAAGGAGCAGCCACCCAUUCUCCCGGUGAGCUAUGCAGCCAAGCCCAACGGGCUCAAAGCUAAAGAGAUCCCAUCCCCCGUCGACCUGGAGAAGCACGAGCCGGUCAAAAAGUUCAAAGACAAGAGCAUCAGCUGCACCAGCGGGCAGCUCAGCUCCGACACCAGCAGCGUGGGCACCCAGACGGAGCAGCACGUGUUGGAGCCCAAGAAAGCCAAAGACUUGUGCGCCUCUGGGCAGGGCAAGUACGGAGACAGGCACGCCAGGAAGCACUCAGACGACGACUCGGAGAUCGUCAGUGACGACAUCAGCGACAUCUUCCGAUUCCUGGAUGACAUGAGCAUCAGUGGCUCCACCGGGGUGAUGCACUCAUCCUGCUACAACAGCACCGGGUCCCUGUCCCAGCUGCACAAGUCCGACGGCGACAGCUCCCCAGAGCGCCACCGCCCCAAGAUGGCCAACGGGGUCCCCGGCGGCGGCAAGGGGGACAAGGCCCUCCACCACUCGGAGGAGGAGCUGAAGACCAGUGUGUGCAAACUGGUGCUGCGGAUCGGCGAGAUCGAGCGCAAGCUGGAGUCCCUGUCCGGAGUCCGCGAGGAGAUCUCCCAGGUCUUGGGCAAACUCAACAAACUGGACCAGAAAAUGCAGCAGCCGGAGAAGGUGAACGUGCAGGCGGAUCUGAACUCCCUGACCAGCGAGGCUCCGUCCGACGACACUGCCUCUCCCCGCGGGUUCCGGGCGCACGGCGGCUCCCACGGACCCACCCUGGAGAACAGCGCUGAGUGGUGCUGCUCCGACGCCAGCGGGAGCAACAGUGAGAGCCUGCGUGUGCAGGCCUUGAAAAAAAGCCUCUUCACCAGGCCGUCCUCCAGGUCCUUGACCGAGGAGAACAGCGCCACCGAAUCCAAAAUUGCCAGCAUCUCCAACUCGCCCAGAGACUGGCGCACCAUCACCUACGCCAACCGCGCGGGCCUGGGCGGGGAGGAGAGGAAAGACGCGGGCCCGGCAGACAACAAGGACUGGCAUCGGAAAUCCAAAGAGGCUGACAGACAGUACGACCUUCCCCGACAGCCCCGACCGCCCAAGCAGCCCAAAGACGGCUUCCUGGUGGAGCAGGUGUUCAGCCCCCACCCCUACCCCGCCUCCCUCAAGGCCCACAUGAAGAGCAACCCCCUGUACACGGACAUGCGGCUGACCGAGCUGGCCGAGGUGAAGCGGGGCCAGCCGUCGUGGACCGUGGAGGAGUACGCACGGAACGCGGGCGACAAGGGCAAGCUCGCGGCCCUGGACCUGCAGACGCAAGAAUCUCUAAAUCCCAACAACUUAGAAUAUUGGAUGGAGGAUAUUUAUACUCCAGGGUACGAUUCGCUAUUAAAACGGAAGGAGGCUGAAUUCCGGCGAGCCAAGGUCUGCAAGUUAGCAGCUCUGAUCACCGCCGCCGCGUGCACCGUCAUCCUGGUCAUCGUCGUCCCCAUCUGCACGAUGAAAUCCUGA